AUGACGCUGCAGACCCCUUUCAAGCGCGCCGCCUCCACCGCCGGCGCUGCCGCGGCUGACGGCCAAGACGACGAUGGCCCCUCUGCAUCGCCCAGGCGGGGCUCGUGGCGCCGCACCCUGCUGGGGGAGCGCGCGGCUGCGGCCCAGAGCGCGACCACGGCUAGCGCCGGCCGCGGCCACACCUCAUUCAGCUCCGCCCUGCCAGUGGCCGGCCCUGACCCUGCCACGAGCUUUGUCGCCGCGCUGCCCGCCGACGACACUGGCGCCCUUGGCCCCUAA
Monoraphidium neglectum is the source of this 279-nucleotide messenger RNA. RefSeq lists its product as hypothetical. Lineage: Eukaryota; Viridiplantae; Chlorophyta; Chlorophyceae; Sphaeropleales; Selenastraceae. Bases 1 to 279 code for a protein of 92 amino acids. The record is from RefSeq and is a predicted model, not a curated record. The transcript has a single exon.